This is a messenger RNA of Mycena citricolor, 1013 nucleotides long. The record is from the annotation of a GenBank genome assembly. NCBI's taxonomy places the organism in Eukaryota, Fungi, Basidiomycota, Agaricomycetes, Agaricales, Mycenaceae.
CGAUCACAGGCUCCGAGUUGGGUUUACGACAGCUAACGACCACUCGAUUCUUGUUUCUCUCUUGAGUCUUAACCGCGAGCUUCCGCAUCUCUCAUCUCUCCCGAAAGACGAACAGGAUGUACCAAUCACAGCAGGGUCCUUCCAGUCCCAUGCUCCCGCCUCCGUCGCGUACUCCCGAACCGCCCCAGCCUAGUCAAGCUCCAAGCUCACGCACUGUAGACCCAGAUUAUGUCUACUUCGAGCGUACAACGACGGGCUUCACAUCGGACGCCAUCGCUCGCGCCACAGCCGCGAAGCUCAAACUGGCUACUUACUAUAAGGUUGCCGUGGAGGCUGCCAUCGCUCGCAACGCCCGGCGGAUUGAGCUUGAGACGCGGUUAAUACAGAUCCCUACGCCAGAUGGAAAGGAACGCGAGAUUCGAAAGUACACCAAGCUCGAGUGUUCCCAUUUGCGUCUGAGAAGGACGAAGAUCACGCUGGCCGACUUCCGCACCAUCAAGGUUAUUGGCAAGGGCGCGUUUGGAGAGGUCCGGCUCGUCCAGAAGCAGGAUACGGGCAAGGUCUAUGCGAUGAAGAGUUUGAACAAGGCGGAAAUGUUGAAACGCGAUCAACUAGCUCACGUCCGCGCGGAACGUGACGUGCUGGCAGAAAGCAAUUCUCCUUGGGUUGUACAGCUUUUCUAUUCGUUCCAGGAUCCCUUCUACUUGUUUCUUGUCAUGGAAUUCCUUCCUGGAGGCGAUUUGAUGACGAUGCUCAUGAAAUACGACGUGUUCUCUGAGGAUGUCACGCGCUUCUACAUGGCCGAGUGUAUCCUCGCGAUCGAAGCAGUCCAUGCGCUUGGCUAUAUUCACCGUCCCGAUAUCAAGCCCGAUAACGUGCUGAUUGACAAGAACGGACAUCUCAAACUGUCUGAUUUUGGUCUCUCCACUGGCCUGCACAAAGCCGCGGAUGGGGACGUAUACAAGCGAUAUCUCGAGCAGAGAAGACUGUCAACCCGGCCCGUAACAGUGUGC